ACUUUUAAACUGAUUGUUGGAGAAUAAAGUUCAAGAAUAUUUAGUUGGCUACACUAGCCUUAUUGUCAGUUAUUUUUUUGUUUAUCAAUCUGUCAUUGGAAUGAAAGCAAGUGGGAUAAUGUCUAGAAGGGUGAAUCUUAUUGGAAUAUAUUCGAUUGUAUCAUUUGUGUUACUGUUUUUUGCUGUAAGAAGCUCCAACUAUUAUCAUACAUCAGAUCAACCUCAGCAGAUCAUACAAAAUCUUUCAUUGGAAAUUGAAGACGUUAUCAAUUAUGAACGUUUGCUGAUCGCUGAAGAAAUGCAGGAUUAUGAAUAUCCAAACGGAAGAUUUGGUGUUGAAGCAAAAAAUCUUCAAGAAUUGACACCUGAAACGGGUGGAAUGCCAAUACGAUCCAUCAUCAUAUCGACAUGGAGAAGUGGAUCUACUUUCUUUGGCGAUAUUCUAAAUGCAUUGCCAGGAAAUUUUUAUCACUACGAGCCAAUGCUAUAUUUCGGAAUCAAGCAGAUUCGAGGGCCACCUAAUGACACGCAAGCAAUAACUCUUUUAAAACAACUACUCAAAUGUAAUUAUACAGGAAUAGAUGACUAUUUAGAAUAUGGAGAGAAUCAUAAAAAUACGUUCAGUCUUAAUUCGAGACAUUGGGAGCAAUGUCAACUUUUUCCAAGCUAUUGUUAUCAACAAAAGUUUCUUGAGCCUUUCUGUAAGCUCUUCCCUCUACAGAGUAUGAAAGUUGUUAGACUGAGAAUGGAAAUUGCAGCAAGUCUGCUUCGAGACACAAGUUGGUGUCCGGGCAAACCCGAUUGUGAUAAUUCUACUAUUGCAUGUGAGGAUAUGGUCUCGGAUUACCAUUCGGCGGUUGCUCUAGCGAAGGAAUUUCCUAUAAGUUUUAAAGCCGUUCGCUACGAAGAUCUUUCACUUUUGCCUUACAACAUUACACAAGAAAUUCUACAGUUUUACGGUUUGGCUUAUGAUCGUCGCGUUUCUAAAUUUCUUGAUACACACACGAAGACAAACGUUGGUGGCGUGUCAUCGACAAUCCGAGAUUCAAAAUUGGCUCCUUUUCAUUGGACGCAGGAAUUACCUUACAACGAAGUAAAAGAUAUUCAAGACAAUUGUAAGGAGGCGUUGAGACUUUGGGGAUAUAAGGAAGCGACAAAUGCUAUUUUACUGAUUCGUGACCCGCGUGGUUUCCUUCAAUCACGAAAGCAUCGUAGUUGGUGUCCGGGCAAACCCGAUUGUGAUAAUUCUACUAUUGCAUGUGAGGAUAUGGUCUCGGAUUACCAUUCGGCGGUUGCUCUAGCGAAGGAAUUUCCUAUGAGUUUUAAAGCCGUUCGCUACGAAGAUCUUUCACUUUUGCCUUACAACAUUACACAAGAAAUUCUACAGUUUUACGGUUUGGCUUAUGAUCGUCGCGUUUCUAAAUUUCUUGAUACACACACGAAGACAAACGUUGGUGGCGUGUCAUCGACAAUCCGAGAUUCAAAAUUGGCUCCUUUUCAUUGGACGCAGGAAUUACCUUACAACGAAGUAAAAGAUAUUCAAGACAAUUGUAAGGAGGCGUUGAGACUUUGGGGAUAUAAGGAAGCGACAAAUGCUAGUGAAUUAUUAAAAGACUUUAAUCCGCUUUUACCAUUUCCUGACUUUGACUCCAUUUAGGUAGUUAAAUUGAUUUCAAUUAAUGUUAUUCUCGUCUACUUCUUUUCCGAAUUCUAAAUUCUAAAAAUGUUGUAUGUCUCAAAUUAUUUCAAAUUUUAGCUUUUUCUUAAAUAAACUUAAAAUUUCAAUUGAAGUUUAACUUUGACAUGUACCUAAAGAAACGUUGAUUUUAUUUUUUAACGUUGUCAGUGCAACGCCAAUUAAAUGAAAAGGAGGGUGAGUAAAAAUAAGGGAAAGUUAUGAGGCAAAAAUAAAUAAAAUAAAAGAAUUCUGUGAUUGAAAGUCGUAAAGAAAACUAGGGAAACUAUCAGUUGGAUUAAUAAGCGAAAAGA
Molecule: messenger RNA, 1989 nt
Organism: Clunio marinus
Lineage: Eukaryota; Metazoa; Arthropoda; Insecta; Diptera; Chironomidae
Source: the annotation of a GenBank genome assembly